Messenger RNA from Schistosoma guineensis, 1227 nucleotides. Lineage: Eukaryota; Metazoa; Platyhelminthes; Trematoda; Strigeidida; Schistosomatidae. The record is from the annotation of a GenBank genome assembly.
AUGGCGAUAACAUCAUCAUCACCACCACCACCACCCAUGUCAUCAUUUUCACCACAGAAACAAUUGCCACUGUCCAGUAGUCAAUUGACUUCAUAUAGUGAAACGAAUAGAAAAUGUUUGGCUACAACAAAACAUGAUCGUCGAAUGGCUAAACAAAUGACAGAACGAAAACGACGUGAUCGUAUCAACGCGUUAUUAGAUAAUUUGAGGACACUUAUUUUGAAAUUAUUGCAUAAAAAUCCACGUCAUCAUCGGAAAUUAGAGAAAGCUGAUAUUUUAGAACUGGUUGUUUCGUUUCUUAAAAAAGAACUACAUCAAAAUCGUUUUAGAACAACACCGUCUAAUUCCCAACAACAACAUCAGAACAACUAUAGAUCAACUUAUUCAUUGGAAAAUUUAAAUUAUUCUUCAGGAAUUGAAUCAUCAUUAGCAUCUAUAGUUUAUCCUGAUAAUCAUAAUAAUUAUUAUCAACAUCGUUUAAUACCAUCAAUUCCACAAUCAAAUCAUCAAUUAACAAAUAAUUAUUAUUUUAUGAAAAAUAAUGAUAAUGGUCCAUCGAAAAUCAAUAAUUAUCCCAUUUCUAAUCAUAUUGAACAGAAUACUAAAAGUGUUUAUCCAACAAUAUCAUAUCAGUCAUCGUAUAAACAUCAACAUCAAUCAUUACCGUCAUCUCACUAUUCCCAAUCAACAAGUUAUCAACCAAUUGUAUUUACGUCAACAGAUGAUAUGAAUAAGGAAAAUCAAUUGAUAACUGGUGUUGGAAAUCUGCAAAACCACACGAAUACACCAAUAACAAAAGAUUUACAUUAUUAUCCGACGUGUAAUUAUGACGAUUAUACAUUUGAACAAGAUGCAGUCCGUCAACCAUUGAACAUAUUGAAUAAAGCUAAUAGCUUCAUUGGUCAAAACAACUGCUACUAUUCAGAUUCUAAAAUAAUCAACCAAACAUGUCACCAUCAGAUUCAACCGACUACACACUCGAAAAUUUAUCCAGAUAUAUUAAAUAGUCAUUUAAAUUAUAAACUAUUGCCAAUCAAAGAUGAAAAUUAUUCAAAAUCGUACCCAUACAAUAAUUACGAUGUUGGUAACCAAUCAUUUCGUAGUGUUAUUAAUCAUGAAAAGAACAGUAGUAAUAAUAAUAAUAGUUCAGUUUUCACCUUUGGUAAUGAAAGACUAAGUUCAAAAGAAACGACAAGUUUUGAAAGACUAUGGAGACCAUAUGUUUGA